AAACUUGGCUCGUGCAGGAUGUGCCCAGUUCAUUGCGUGACAGCUGCGCGCUAACAUCUGCAUGAUCCACUGCGGAAUGAGAGAAAUGCGCGUGUUAACUGUCGUACUCGCCGUUAUAUGUGUGCUGAAGGAGGCUGAAGCUUGGGGUUACAAGAAUGGAAUACUGCACAACUCUAUCUGGCUGGAGCAAGCAGCCGGAGUUUACCACCGCGAAUCUCGCAAAGGAAGAUAUCAGCUGACGUACAAGGAAGCCAUGGCUGUGUGCAAAUUUGAGGGGGGGACUCUUGCGACAUAUGAUCAACUGGAGGCUGCUCGCCAAAUUGGGUUCCAUGUGUGUGCAGCUGGAUGGUUUGACAAAGGACGUGUGGGCUAUCCGAUUGUGAAAGCUGGUGCCAACUGUGGUUUCGGAAAGGUUGGAAUAAUUGAUUAUGGAUAUCGGCUCAAUAAAAGUGAGAAGUGGGAUGUCUACUGCUAUAACCCCGGGGCAAAGGAGUGUGGAGGCGUUCACACAGAUCAGGAGAAGGUUUUCAGUUCUCCUGGAUAUCCAGAAGACUACCAGGAUAAGCAGAUUUGCUACUGGCACAUUCGUGUGCGUUACGGCCAAAGAAUCCGCCUGCACUUCCUAGACUUUGACAUUGAGGAAGACACAGAUUGCCUCAGUGAUUCCCUGGAGAUCUAUGACAGCUAUGAUGAUGUAUUAGGCUUUGUUGGAAGAUACUGUGGGGAUGAACUUCCAGAGGACUUCAUAAGUACAGGAAAUGUCAUGACUCUGAAGUUCCUUUCUGAUUCCUCGGUGACGGGUGGAGGUUUUCAGCUGCAGUACAUCGCUGUCAACUCCUCUCAGCUCUUUGACAAUCACACUGAUGCCUUGUCUUGACCAAUAUUUAAAGCACCAAACCCACUUCUUUAAUACACCCAAACCCACAACUGUGUCAUUUUUUUAAUGUUUUUAUUUCUUUACCAAGGGUGCAAUGAUAAAGCUAUUAAUAAUCACUAUUGUAAGUGCAUAGGCCUGUGAACAUUUAAAAAAUGAACACUCAUAAAACAAAGUUCAUUUAAUGCAUUGACGUGUUUUAUUGUUUUAUUGUAACCACAAGAAAUAAGCUGAGAUCUUUUUUUAAUAGAUCUUAACCCCUGGGAUCUAAAAGUGCUUGAAAUUGUAGAAACACAAGUAUACUCUGUCUUACAAAAGUUGUUUGCAUUCUUAAAAAUUUAGAACUCAUAUGAAACAUAACAUGAUACUAAUACUAACCAAAAAAAAAAAAAGAAAAAGAAAAAAGGCAGCAUUAAUGAAUGGAAAGUUUUUGCCUGCAAUGAAAAAA
This is a messenger RNA of Carassius auratus (goldfish), 1322 nucleotides long. RefSeq names its product tumor necrosis factor-inducible gene 6 protein-like. Lineage: Eukaryota; Metazoa; Chordata; Actinopteri; Cypriniformes; Cyprinidae. The record is from RefSeq and is a predicted model, not a curated record. The coding region runs from base 62 to 877 and encodes 271 amino acids. Gene Ontology annotation, biological process: cell adhesion; negative regulation of inflammatory response. Gene Ontology annotation, molecular function: hyaluronic acid binding. The transcript is spliced from 6 exons.